CCCUGAGGCCGGACUCAACGGAUUCGGGCCGCGCCACCGGGCGAGCUCGCCGCCCGGCCCCAACCCGGAGCUAGCGAGCGAGCGAGGCGGCGCCGCGCGUCUCCAGCAAGCAGAGUCUUUAGAGACUGAACGACUUCAGAUAGCUGGAGAAUGCUUCUUAAAUGGCCUGUGUGUACUCUAGAUUUGCUUGUAAAUGCAUCACGAAGAGGUAGCCCAGAAUGAAGAAAACAAGCAGGAGUGUUGGCUCAGUGCCUAAAGUGUCUGGGAUAAGCAAAACACAAACAGUAGAAAAAACUAAACCUGAGAACAGCUCUUCAGCAUCUACAGGAGGCAAAUUCGUAAAACCAGGAACAGCAGCAUCGUUGUCAAAGACCAAGAGCAGUGAUGACCUUUUAGCUGGAAUGGCUGGAGGGGUGACAGUGACUAAUGGUGUUAAAGGAAAGAAGAGCACCUGCCCUUCUGCAACAUCUUCAGCAUCUGCCCCUGCCAUGACCACUGUGGAGAACAAAUCCAAGAUUAGCACAGGCACAAGUUCUUCAACCAAGCGGAGCACUUCCACAGGUAAUAAAGAAUCCAGUUCUACUAGAGAAAGAUUACGUGAACGUACCCGACUAAACCAGAGCAAAAAACUACCUUCUGCAGGUCAGGGAACUAAUGACGUGGCAUUGGCUAAACGUUCCCGAAGUCGCACUGCCACGGAAUGUGAUGUUCGCAUGAGCAAGUCUAAAUCGGACAAUCAGAUCAGUGACAAAGCUGCUUUGGAAGCCAAAGUGAAAGAUCUUCUCACACUGGCAAAAACCAAAGACGUGGAAAUUUUACAUUUAAGAAGUGAACUCCGAGACAUGCGGGCUCAGCUGGGCGUUAAUGAGGAUCAUUCUGAGGGUGAUGAAAAAUCUGAGAAGGAAGCCAUUAUUGCUCACCAGCCGACUGAUGUUGAGUCCACUUUAUUGCAGUUACAGGAACAGAAUACUGCCAUCCGUGAAGAACUCAACCAGCUGAAAAAUGAAAACAGAAUGUUAAAGGAUAGGUUGAAUGCAUUGGGCUUUUCCCUAGAGCAGAGGUUAGACAAUUCUGAAAAACUGUUUGGCUAUCAGUCCCUGAGCCCAGAAAUCACCCCUGGUAACCAGAGUGAUGGAGGAGGGACUCUGACUUCUUCAGUGGAAGGCUCUGCCCCUGGGUCAGUGGAGGAUCUCUUGAGUCAGGAUGAAAACACCCUCAUGGACCAUCAGCACAGUAACUCUAUGGACAAUCUAGACAGCGAGUGCAGUGAGGUGUACCAGCCCCUCACAUCAAGCGAUGACGCCCUAGACGCACCCUCGUCCUCAGAGUCAGAAGGCAUUCCGAGCAUAGAGCGCUCUCGGAAGGGGAGCAGUGGGAAUGCCAGUGAAGUGUCUGUUGCUUGCUUGACGGAGCGGAUCCACCAGAUGGAAGAGAACCAACACAGUACGAGUGAGGAACUUCAGGCAACUCUGCAGGAGCUAGCUGAUUUACAGCAGAUUACCCAAGAACUGAAUAGUGAAAAUGAAAGGCUCGGAGAGGAGAAGGUUAUUCUCAUGGAGUCUUUAUGUCAGCAGAGUGAUAAGUUGGAACACUUUAGCCGACAGAUUGAAUAUUUCCGCUCCCUUCUAGAUGAACAUCACAUUUCUUAUGUCAUAGAUGAAGAUGUGAAAAGUGGACGCUAUAUGGAAUUGGAACAGCGUUACAUGGAUCUAGCUGAGAAUGCCCGUUUUGAACGAGAGCAGCUUCUGGGUGUCCAGCAGCAUUUAAGCAAUACUUUGAAGAUGGCAGAACAAGACAACAAGGAAGCUCAAGAAAUGAUAGGGGCACUCAAAGAACGAAAUCACCAUUUGGAGCGAAUUAUUGAGUCUGAGCAGAAGGGUAAAGCAGCCUUGGCAGCCACAUUAGAGGAGUACAAAGCCACAGUGGCCAGUGACCAGAUAGAGAUGAACCGCGUGAAGGCCCAGUUGGAGAAUGAAAAGCAGAAAGUGGCAGAGCUGUAUUCUAUCCAUAACUCUGGAGACAAAUCUGAUAUUCAGGACCUCCUGGAGAGUGUCAGGCUGGACAAAGAAAAAGCAGAGACUUUUGCUAGUAGCUUACAGGAGGAUCUGGCUCACACCCGAAAUGAUGCCAAUCGAUUGCAGGACACCAUUGCAAAGGUAGAAGAUGAAUACAGAGCCUUCCAAGAAGAAGCCAAGAAACAAAUAGAAGAUUUGAAUAUGACAUUAGAAAAAUUAAGAUCAGAGCUGGAAGAAAAAGAGACAGAAAGGAGCGACAUGAAAGAAACCAUCUUUGAGCUUGAAGAUGAAGUGGAACAACAUCGAGCCGUGAAACUUCACGACAACCUCAUUAUUUCUGAUUUAGAGAAUACAGUUAAAAAACUCCAGGACCAAAAGCAUGACAUGGAAAGAGAAAUCAAGACGCUCCACAGGAGACUUCGGGAAGAAUCUGCGGAAUGGCGGCAGUUUCAAGCUGAUCUCCAGACUGCAGUGGUCAUUGCAAAUGACAUUAAAUCUGAAGCCCAAGAGGAGAUUGGUGAUCUGAAGCGCCGGUUGCAUGAGGCUCAAGAAAAAAAUGAGAAACUCACAAAAGAAUUGGAGGAAAUAAAGUCACGCAAGCAAGAGGAGGAGCGAGGCCGGGUGUAUAACUACAUGAAUGCUGUUGAGAGAGAUUUGGCAGCCUUAAGGCAAGGGAUGGGUCUGAGUAGAAGGUCCUCGACUUCCUCUGAGCCAACCCCUACGGUAAAAACCCUCAUCAAGUCCUUCGACAGUGCAUCUCAAGUUCCAAACCCUGCUGCAGCUGCAAUUCCUCGAACACCUCUGAGUCCAAGUCCUAUGAAAACGCCCCCUGCGGCAGCUGUCUCCCCUAUGCAGAGACAUUCCAUAAGUGGACCAAUCUCUACAUCCAAACCCCUGACAGCCCUGUCAGAUAAGAGACCAAACUAUGGAGAAAUCCCUGUUCAAGAGCAUCUAUUAAGAACAUCUUCAACCAGCCGACCUGCUUCUCUGCCGAGAGUACCUGCCAUGGAAAGUGCCAAGAACAUCUCAGUGUCUCGACGAAGUAGUGAAGAGAUGAAACGAGACAUCUCUGCACCUGAGGGAGCGUCGCCGGCCUCUCUGAUGGGGAUGGGAACCACAUCACCACAGCUUUCCCUUUCCUCCUCUCCCACGGCAUCUGUGACCCCCACCACCCGAAGCCGGAUAAGGGAAGAAAGGAAGGAUCCUCUCUCAGCAUUGGCAAGAGAAUAUGGAGGAUCAAAAAGGAAUGCCUUGCUGAAGUGGUGUCAGAAGAAAACAGAAGGCUAUCAGAAUAUUGACAUUACAAACUUCAGCAGCAGCUGGAAUGAUGGGCUGGCCUUCUGUGCUCUCCUGCAUACGUACCUUCCAGCCCACAUUCCAUAUCAAGAACUGAACAGCCAAGAUAAGCGAAGGAACUUCACGCUGGCCUUCCAGGCAGCUGAGAGCGUCGGCAUCAAAUCCACUCUGGACAUUAAUGAAAUGGUGCGGACUGAACGGCCCGAUUGGCAAAAUGUGAUGCUGUACGUGACAGCGAUCUACAAGUACUUUGAAACCUGAGCACACCAGGACGACCCUCCAUAGUUAUCAAGCAACACCAACGCCAUUACCUACAUGCCCUGUAAAGCUUUCAGUGACUCUCUGGGUUGCCCCACAGUGUGUGAGCCUUCAAGUUGGGGCCUCCGAGUUGGGAGAACGCGGGCCUCUGUGGCCCACGACUCAAACUGGGCUCCUCCCUCAUGACCUGUCCAGUCAGAGGUCAACGUGGGCUCAACACACAUCAUGCUGAUUGGCAGCCGGAGUUUUCCUUCUGAAGAGAAUAUUGAACUACGUUAGUGCUAUGGGGUGUAAAAAAAAAAGGGCUCAUGGCACAGCAAAACUUGGGAAAGGGGGUUAAAUUAUAUGGACAGCUCACACAGGGUUAGUGACAGCUGUAGCCACAGUGCUUCUUGACUGCUCGCUGUGCAAGUUCCAUCACCCGUGAGAACCAAGUAGGGAAAUCAGGGCCUGGCAGAGGUUCCUGCUUCCUGGUGCUGGGCAAGUGGGCCUCGGCCCUUUACGUGGGCUUCGGGGAGUGUGUCACCACAGCAGUGGGAAAGCCACCCCUUCCCUGUGACAGGGCUGUCCUAGCCAACACAAUUUAGGUUUUUUCACCGUGAGCUAACAGAUGGUCAAGACCUGCGUUCCUGGCUCUCAGGAUCGGCUGCUGUUGACAGGCCACAUGGCUGUGCCUCCAUCGACAGGAGACAGGUCAGGUCCCCUUUGCUGAUACGCUGCUGACCUGUCCUCCAGCCUUGAAGGUGCCGGGAAACCUGGCUCUGACUUUAGGUUUCUGGACAAAAGAUUGGUCAUAAGGAGUUCUCUAGUUAAAAAAAAAAGUUUUUUUCUUAAGAGCAAUACUGGGGGAAAAUAGCUCUUGUUUUAUUAGUACCAAAGUUAAAUUGUUUUAGUAAACAUAGAGGUAAAACACAAAAUCUGGACGUUCGCCUGGUGAAAGUCUGGAAUGAAGGUGGAAGUAGCAGGAGAAAAAGCUGAACAACUUGAGGGAUCCCAGACAGUGUGAUUUAAAAUCACUUCUGAGUGGCUCAGACGUAACCCUCCUAGGCAAGAAUCGAAGAAAGUGCCUUAACUCUCCUUGCAAGGGUAGCCAUCGUACAGAGUGUCUCAGAGGCCACCGCCUCCACAGCCAUGGUAGGAUGUCAUCGGGCUUGCAGCACUGCAGCCCAGGGAUGGAGUUGGUCCCCUGCCAUGCCGCCCUUUCCAGGUUCUGAGCGACAGGAAGCCGCACCACAGCCCCUUCUAUGCGGUUUGAACUGAAGCCUUAUCACAAGGUGUUCUGUUGAGAAGACUCGGGCUGGGACUCGGCCCUUCUUGGGGACAAGGAACCCACGUCUCAUGUGCGCCUAACACAGUAGCUGUUCGUUUGAACGAUGUCAAGACCUGUUGCUUCCAGAAUACAACUGAGUUUGACACCUGCAAAGUAGCAAGAGAAGAGCUGCCACCAAUGGAAGCAGGAUCGCUGCCCCAGCCACAGGAUGCAAGGAGGGGACCCGCAGAAGGCCACCCAGCAUGUGGGCUGAGGGUUCUGCAUGAUGUUUUAGACUAGGAGUUUGACGUGUCUAUAGCCUAGAAAAGAAUGUGGUUAUUAUGAAAUGGGCUGUGUGUGUACAGCCUGCUGGCCCACGGUCACCAGGUGGCUGAUAAAUGCCCUCAACCCUGCCCAGAUGUCCUAACCUGGCAGCUCCGGCUGCUGCCCCAACUGGAGGUGUUCUGUGAAAUGCCCGUUUUAAGCUAAGGAAGGAGAAGCCCGGUGAGCAGAGGCCAGCCCCGGAGCACAGCAGAAGACCCUGGUGGACGCCUGUCCCCAUCGUUCUUGUUUCUGCUGCUCUGUUGACAGUUGUGCUGUGCUGUCAGCUGAGGGACUGUUAGGGGGAGAAUCAUUGUUUUUAAAUGUCUCUCCACUUGGUUUUUCUGCGUCCCACUUUUGCUCUUGUUUGCCCUCACGGAGGCCUGUGCACCUGUCUGGACCCAGUGUGUCUGAUCUGAGGCCAUGUGUUUAUUUAUUUAUUAUGUUGGGCAGAAGCUGUUUUAUCCUUUGACAGAGAAGACUUUCUUGGGUCUGUAGGUCACACAUUUGUCCCUUCCUAGCCAAGUGAGCCAGCCCUGGCGGCUUGUGUUUUCAGGGAGUCACCAGUGUCUUUGGAGGAAGGUUUUAGAAGGUGGCUGCUGUUGAUGGGCUGUGCCCUCAUGGCCGGCAUCGCCCAGCAUUGUGUGCAGGGGUUGGUGACAGGGCAGAGAGUGGCCACGGAGAGGGUCUGGCCUGGGCUGUCAGCAUUUGCAUGUGGGUCCGCGGGUGAAAAGAUUCCAGAAGCAUGACUUUUUGCUUUUCUAAUAGAAUUCGUAUAACACUACUGGCUUUAUGAGAUGAUUAUAGACAGUCAUAUAUACCUAAGAGUGAGGCUCUGAGGUGCUUUAGUCCAGUGGCACUUGAUGUGGAGCCUCCAAGAAGCCAUUUUGCCUCUUUUUCCUUCAAGCACAAGCUUUACUGUAAGAGGGCCAGUUACGUUUCUAUUUCUGUCGACCACAGGCUUCUGCUGACUGAUGAUACUUUUUAAUUUUGUUCUAUUAUUAUUCUUGAAUGUAUUAAAAUUGCUGAAACACCUCA
This is a messenger RNA of Diceros bicornis minor, 6177 nucleotides long. RefSeq names its product sperm antigen with calponin homology and coiled-coil domains 1 like (gene SPECC1L). The record is from RefSeq and is a predicted model, not a curated record. The transcript is spliced from 17 exons. Gene Ontology annotation, biological process: actin cytoskeleton organization. Gene Ontology annotation, molecular function: protein binding. Gene Ontology annotation, cellular component: microtubule organizing center; filamentous actin. Lineage: Eukaryota; Metazoa; Chordata; Mammalia; Perissodactyla; Rhinocerotidae. Bases 219 to 3572 code for a protein of 1117 amino acids.